Messenger RNA from Mucor velutinosus, 576 nucleotides. Its product is annotated as Co-chaperone. NCBI's taxonomy places the organism in Eukaryota, Fungi, Mucoromycota, Mucoromycetes, Mucorales, Mucoraceae. Bases 1 to 576 code for a protein of 191 amino acids. The record is from RefSeq and is a predicted model, not a curated record. The transcript has 3 exons.
AUGUCUACAUACGAAAACAAAGGCUCAAACCGUAAAGGUAACAACGCCAAGAAAGGACAAGCUCAUCAAAAUACAACGAGCUGGAAGGCCAACAAGAACUCUAAGAAGUCCCGAGAAAUUGCAGCUUUACCUGUAUACGGUCUCUGCCAGCGCUGUACAGAUGUCAUCUUGUGGCGUAAGAAAUACAAGAAAUAUAAGCCUUUAACCACUGUCAAGAGAUGUACCUGUUGUCAAGAAAAGGCCAUCAAAGAGGCAUAUCAUGUUCUUUGUGAUAAUUGCGCACGCUCUAAAGGGGUUUGUGCCAAAUGUUUAGAAUCCAAGGAAAUCUUGGUAUCCAAGGAUGAGAUCAAAACAAAUGCCGAUGAGAUGAGAGAAGGUCAAGAGAUGGAGCGUAUGUUGAGUAGAAUGACUCUUCGCCAAAGAAGAAGCUACAUGCGUAAACUAGAGAGAGGUGAUGAUGUAUCUGGUAUUGUUGGCAAGAACGAAGACAGCGAUUUUGAUUUUGAAGACAGUGAUCUGGAGGAGGAGUCUGGAGAAGACUCGGAUGAGAAGAGGGAGGAAGAAGCCAAGAAAUAA